UCCAGGGAGAAGACAGGUACAGAUAUACAUUAGAGUUGAGGUUAGAAGUAGAAGUUACUGUAUUUGACCACAAGUGUGUUAAGAUGUCAGAGGGAGUCUAUGAAAACUCAGACAGAUUUGAAGACGGAGAACCUAAUGCAAUGAAGAACACGGACAUUGAUGACCAAUUAUAUGGCAACUUAAGAGCCUUCAAGCCCAGUCCAAGAGAUGUUGCUUCAGUUCAUGUUCAGUGGUGGAAGAGACCCUCUGGAGUUGCUGCAGUGUCUCUGGGGCUGCUGUGUGUUCUCCUACUGGCUGGGAUCAUAGGCCUGUCUGUCUACUGUGGAGUCAUUGGUCAUCGCGACUCAAAAGAGAGAAACCAGCUACAGGCCAGUUAUAACAACCUGACUGAAGAGAGAGACCAGCUACAAACCAGUUACAACACCCUGACUGAAGAGAGAGACCAGCUACAGACCAGUUACAACAACCUGACUGAAGAGAGAGACCAGCUACAGACUGAGAGAGAGAUUCUUAACAGGAGGCUUACCAAUCUCAAACAAACCUGUUCUGAAGGCUGGCAGAAGUUUGAAUCCAGUUGGUACUUCCUGUCUACUGAGACUAAAACCUGGAACGAGAGCAGAGAGGACUGUAUGGAAAGAGGAGCAGACCUGGUGAUCAUAAACAGUGAUGAGGAACAGAUACUGGUAUGA
Coregonus clupeaformis (lake whitefish) is the source of this 689-nucleotide messenger RNA. RefSeq names its product C-type lectin domain family 12 member B-like. The transcript has 5 exons. Gene Ontology annotation, biological process: negative regulation of signaling receptor activity; natural killer cell inhibitory signaling pathway. The record is from RefSeq and is a predicted model, not a curated record. Gene Ontology annotation, molecular function: signaling receptor regulator activity; protein phosphatase binding. Gene Ontology annotation, cellular component: external side of plasma membrane. Lineage: Eukaryota; Metazoa; Chordata; Actinopteri; Salmoniformes; Salmonidae. The coding region runs from base 84 to 689 and encodes 201 amino acids.